UGGAGGCUAUGGCGACCGCGGCGUCCAACCACUACCGCCUCCUGACGUCGAGCGCGUCCGAAGCUGGAAGCAUGCAGCAGGCGCCAGCGUACAGGGACGCGCCGAGCCUGCUGCACAGCGACUACACCACGCUCCAGAGCGCCGCCAACCCGCUCGGACACGCGCACCAGUGGCUCGCGGCGCUCUCGCACGGCGACGGCUCGCCGUGGUCCGAGCAGGACAUCAAGCCCACGCUGCACGGCGACGCCGAGGAGCUCCAGCACUCGCCGAGUCUGCAGCAACAGCAACAACAGCAGCAGCAGCAACAGCAGCAGCAGCAGCAGCAACAGUCGCGACUGGUCCACGAGGGCGCGCAUCACCAGGAUCAUCACUGGAGAGCGAGCACGACGGCGCACAUGACGAGUUCGAACGGACCGAGCAUGAUUUACGCGCAGCCGGGCUACGGAGGCGAGCAGGGCAUGCACCACCACGCGAACGCCCUGAGCGAGGCGCACGAGGACGAACCGAGCCCGCGCAUCAGCGAGCACGGCCACGCGCCGAGCCUCCGCCCGGGCCAGCACGAGCACUCGGACGACGACGUGCCGACAUCCGACGACCUGGAGCACUUCGCCAAGCAGUUCAAGCAGCGCCGCAUCAAGCUCGGCUUCACGCAGGCCGACGUGGGCUUGGCGCUCGGGACGCUCUACGGCAACGUCUUCUCUCAGACCACGAUCUGCAGGUUCGAGGCGCUGCAACUCAGCUUCAAGAACAUGUGCAAGCUCAAGCCGCUGCUGAACAAGUGGCUGGAGGAGGCCGACUCGACUUCGGGUAGCCCUACGAGCCUGGACAAAAUCGCAGCGCAGGGUAGGAAAAGGAAAAAGCGCACGUCUAUUGAAGUGGGCGUCAAGGGCGCGCUGGAGAGUCAUUUCCUAAAGUGCCCUAAACCCGGCGCGGCGGAGAUUAACGCCCUGGCGGACAGUCUGCAGCUGGACAAGGAGGUCGUUCGGGUCUGGUUCUGCAACAGGCGGCAGAAGGAGAAGCGCAUGACUCCUCAGUGCGCUCCGUUAGCCGAGAACAAGGACGUGUACGGGGACACGCCGCCGCACCACGGCGACCGGACACCAGUUCCGUGAUUUUUGUUUGUUUGUUUGGGUUUUUUUUUUUUUUUGGAAGCGUCGUAGCGGGAUUUUUCCGUGAUAUAUUUGAUAUAAUUCCUACCACCUGCACAAGCUCGGACCGUGUCUUUGUCUCCGCUUCACGGUGGACCGAGGCGCACCAGAGCCUACGUGACAUCGCAUAGGUGUUGCAUGUUGUUGCCCGAACAAUGCGGACAGGGGCGGGUGACGGGACGCAUGUGUCGCAUAAGACGCUCGGGGAACCCAAAACAAGUGCGCAAGGCGGCCAUGAAAAAAACAAACAGAUAAAUAAACAAACAAACAAACGCUCAAUUUAAGCUUAGAAGCCUAAGGAUCUGUGAAAGCACGUCACACACCAGGGUUGGAGCAGAGAGCUGUAAGGGCGUUCAACACGCCAUCUUCCCGUCAGGGCCACAAAACGUGUCCGCUGCGCUGUCUGUCGGUCUCCCAUCAUUAUUAUUGUUGUUAUUAUUAUUAUUAUUAUUAUUAUUAUCAUUAUUAAUCCAACCUAAGCUUAAAGCUGUAACGUCUCCAUUCGAGCUCUUUUUUUCUAUGUUGACGCUGAUGCUGUUUAGGUUUUGAUCAUAACAAAAGGCUGCCAAGUGCUGUUUCCCAACACUGCACACUGCAAACCAGUCCAGCUUUAUGCAGGUCACGAAUUCGCCCUGCUGCUGGGUAUGAGCUAUGAGCACAUAUCAGCAUGAAGACAGGUCUACCCAAUAAUACGACGGCUAUGUGCAUUACAUGCAAAAACGGAAUACAGGAGCAAACUAACAUCAAAAUUUAAUCAAGUGUCAUUCAAAGGACAUUUUAUAAAUGUACCCUAAUACUGAUACUGCAAAUAAUGUAAUGCUUCAUAUUUAAAAUGAGCUGGGUAAAAAAAGCUGGGUAAAUUGGAUGUAAGAUUUUCUAGAUGAUAAUGGCAUUGUUUGACAGGUGAUGGU
Molecule: messenger RNA, 2059 nt
Organism: Clarias gariepinus (North African catfish)
Lineage: Eukaryota; Metazoa; Chordata; Actinopteri; Siluriformes; Clariidae
Gene: pou3f2a
Product: POU class 3 homeobox 2a
Exons: 1
Coding region: 9-1112 (367 amino acids)
Biological process (GO): regulation of transcription by RNA polymerase II; brain development
Cellular component (GO): nucleus
Molecular function (GO): DNA-binding transcription factor activity, RNA polymerase II-specific; RNA polymerase II cis-regulatory region sequence-specific DNA binding
Source: RefSeq, a predicted model, not a curated record